UACACAACCAUCUGUGGUGGAAGUAUGAAAGUGCUAACACAAAAUGGAGUAGACAAAACCCUCUCAAUAUUCCAUGGCACACAGUCAACGUCAUUCUCACUUACAAGUCCAGGGCUGUGUGAUUUCUAGAAACAGCAAGAAAUCUCGAAGAAUCUUGAUAACAGACAAGAGUGUACUUCAUCAGAAGCUGUUUCCUCUCAAAGUAAGUUAGGAGUCUAAGGGCAUCGUCAGAACAGCAGCUUCAUCUGUCAGCAGUGAGCAUGCUCAGUCCAUGGAGCAGACUCAGUAACGACGAGAGAACAAAAUCUCAUAGGUAGAAUCUCGGAGUGGUGAGCUGAGCCGAGAGAAAAGGUGAAAUGGCAGAAGAGAAAGAGGACCGGGGUGCAGGGGAAAUGCCUCCAGCUGAAGUAUAUUUGAAGACAGAUGACAAACUGAUCCUCUAUCAUUGGACUCAGUCCUUCAGUUCCCAAAAGGUGCGUUUGGUGAUUGCUGAAAAGGGACUGAAAUGUGAAGAGCAUGAUGUAAGCCUUCCACUGAGUGAACACAAUGAGCCUUGGUUUAUGCGUUUAAAUGCAUCUGGAGAAGUCCCUGUACUUGUCCACAGAGAAAACAUAAUUUGUGAUGCAACUCAGAUUGUCGACUAUCUUGAAGAAACUUUUGUAAAUGAAAACAUUCCAAGGCUGAUUCCAGAAGAAGGGAGCAUGUACUAUCCCAGGGUUCAGCACUACAGAGAGCUCCUGGAUUCCUUGCCAAUGGAUGCCUAUACACAUGGCUGCAUUCUACAUCCUGAAUUAGCAGUAGAUUCUAUGAUCCCAGCUUACGCCACAACUAGAAUUCGUAGCCAAAUAGGCAAUACUGAGUCUGAAUUAAAGAAACUUGCAGAAGAAAACCCAGAUCUUCAAGAUGCCUAUAUAGCGAAGCAGAAACGUCUUAAAUCUAAACUGAUGGAUCAUGAUAACAUAAAGUAUUUACAGAAAAUAUUGGAUGAGCUGGAAAAAGUUUUGGAUCAAGUUGAGACUGAGCUGCAAAGAAGGAAUGAAGAGACUCCAGAAAAUGGACACCAGCCUUGGCUCUGCGGUCAGUUUUUCAGCUUGGCCGAUGUAUCCCUUGCUGUUACAUUGCAUCGACUGAAGUUCAUUGGACUGGCAAGGAGAAACUGGGGGAACGGAAAGCGGCCUAACUUGGAAGCCUAUUAUGACCGUGUCUUGAAGAGAAAAGCAUUCCACAAGGUUUUAGGACAUGUCAACAACAUAUUAAUCUCUGCAGUUCUUCCAACUGCAUUUCGAGUGGCCAAGAAGAGGGCACCAAGGAUUUUUGGCACCACUCUUUUGGUUGGCUUCUUAGCUGGAAUUGGGUAUUUUGCUUUGGUGUGUCUCCGGAGGAGGUUUCCCAAUGUGAUGUCAUCCAUUAGAGCAAGGCAAAGUUAUCUGUAGAUGUUUCUUGCCAAACUGUGAAAGGACCACCAAUUACACCAAGGAUGUAAUGGGCCACAAUGUUGUUAUAUAUUAGUACAGGGGUUGCCAACAUGGCACCCUCCAGGUGUGGUUGGACUACAAUCCUCAUCAGCCAACUCUCAUGGCCAUUAGUAAGGGAUGAUGAGAGUUGUAGUCCAGCCACAUCAGCGGGCACCAUAUUGGCUACCCCAUAUGAGUAGAUUUCUGCUGUCGCACAGGUACUUAUAGAAAUGAAAUCUUGAAUAAAAAUGAAAGAAUAGCUUGGAUCUGGAGUACUGGGAGCAGAAAACUAUGGAAUGGGAUUUCCCUUUCUACUGCUAAAAAAAAUCUCUCUGGAUGGUUGAGGGACCCUUCUGAGCAGCACAGGAUGGGGCAUAGUUCCAGAAGAAGGUUGGAUUACCCAAUGUUGUGGGAGGGGAAAGGACCAUACAGAUUGCACAAAUGGUGCUCUGCUCAUGUAAUGACUUGGGUUAACUUCCACAUGCUUUGGGUCAACUUCUCAUCCUCUCAACUCAUGCUGUUCAGGAGGGCAUUUGGAGCUGCAGGGGGGUAAAAUAAUGGGAUAAUCUCCAGGCUUCUUUCUGCUUCCAGUACUCAAGAUUCUAGCUGAUAUAGCUUCCUUUUCAAAUUGUGGCUCAUAUGGCAAUAUGCAGUUGGAAAGAAUACACAACCCCCCCUCUCCCAUCUCUCUCUCUCUCUCUCUCUCUCUCUCUCUCUCUCUCUCUCUCUCUCUUAAAAGCCAUUCCUUAAUAUUUUACUUUAUGUGGUCUUUUGGCAAUUCAACAUUUCUCAUCAUUCAGUGUGAUCAGCCCUCUGCUAAUCCACCACUUAUAUAUUAUGUAAAUUUGGCCCUUCUAAAAAUGAGGAGCUUUACAUCAAUUAUAUGUUGCACCAUGACUGGAUUAAAACACAUUUUCCUAAAACACCAGUUAGUUGAAUGUACUUUGUCAGAGCAGCACACAUUUAAAUCACAUUAGGAAAGCACAUGAAAAGUAGAUUGUUAUUAGGAACAUAGCAAACGGGUUUCCAAGGCACAAAUAACAGUUAGGCACUGGACCUCUGUGGAUUGUCCAUUAGGAGGAGACACCUUGAUGGAAUUUGUGCCUUGAUUAUUCUUUGCACAGGAGUGUCAUGCAUCAUCAGUCUAUUCUGAAGCACUGUGCAUCAUGCAUUGGAUAUUGUGAGUGUAAAUCAAUAGGUGUGUUGCUUUUCUUUUAAUGUAAGCAUAUUUUUUCUGCCUGUGUAUGAAUGUAGCCCAUAAUGUGCCUCAGAAAAUGUGCUCUCCACAAAUAUAAUUUCUUCAGAAAAGACACACACACACAUUUGUAAACAGAUUUGUGUCCAAUGAACUGUAUUUUGCUUUCUGAUUAAAAUUGGUUUACCAACCAGCA
Podarcis raffonei (Aeolian wall lizard) is the source of this 2845-nucleotide messenger RNA. It is a transcript of the gene GDAP1, whose product is annotated as ganglioside induced differentiation associated protein 1. The transcript is spliced from 9 exons. NCBI's taxonomy places the organism in Eukaryota, Metazoa, Chordata, Lepidosauria, Squamata, Lacertidae. Gene Ontology annotation, biological process: mitochondrial fusion; mitochondrial fission. The record is from RefSeq and is a predicted model, not a curated record. Gene Ontology annotation, cellular component: mitochondrial outer membrane. Bases 357 to 1433 code for a protein of 358 amino acids.